This is a messenger RNA of Zea mays, 1903 nucleotides long. RefSeq lists its product as uncharacterized. The record is from RefSeq and is marked validated. Gene Ontology annotation, molecular function: sterol binding. Gene Ontology annotation, cellular component: membrane; cytosol. The coding region runs from base 266 to 1651 and encodes 461 amino acids. The transcript has 10 exons. Lineage: Eukaryota; Viridiplantae; Streptophyta; Magnoliopsida; Poales; Poaceae.
GAUUGGAAUCUCUGGGCGACUCGACCUGAACAACCCCGCCCGCCGUCCUGCCCUUGUGCUCUAGUCCUCCCGCGACCGUUCCAAAUUCUUCCUCGCGUUCGUAUUCCACGCGGCGACGUCGCCAUCGCCAUCGCGGCCGCCGCUCCGCCCCUCUUCCUUCGCAUAUACGUAGGUAGGCGCCUCCCCAAACCCUAAGCCUUUAUCUCCCACGCGCGCGGCUCGCUCUGCUGCGCCGCGGCUCGCUCGACCCCGCAGAUCGCCGGCGAUGGGAUCCAAGGACCAGGACGGAGGGGCUGCAUCCUCGGGAGGCGGCUUCUUCUCGUCGUUCGCCGCCGGCAUGCGCAGCUGGGGCACCGCCGUGCAUAAAUCCGUCAACGGGCUGCUUGGUUAUGAAGGCCUUGAAGUUAUUAACCCCGAUGGAGGCACAGAUGAUGCUGAAGAAGAAGCUUUGAAGGGGAGAUGGAAGCAGGAGGACCGUGAUAGCUACUGGAAGAUGAUGCACAAAUACAUAGGAUCAGAUGUUACAUCACUUGUGACACUUCCAGUCAUAAUUUUUGAGCCAAUGACAAUGCUUCAGAAAAUGGCCGAGUUGAUGGAAUACUGUGAAUUGUUAGACAAAGCAGAUGAAUGUGAGGAUCCAUACAUGUGUAUGGUUUAUGCUUCUACAUGGGCUGUUUCUGUGUACUUUGCAUAUCAACGCACAUGGAAGCCUUUUAAUCCGAUCCUUGGAGAGACUUAUGAGAUGGUUAACCACCAGGGCAUUACAUUUCUUGCUGAGCAGGUAAGCCAUCAUCCCCCAAUGGGUGUUGCUCACUGCGAGAAUGAACAUUUUACUUACGAUAUCACGUCUAAGUUGAAGACCAAGUUUUUGGGAAAUUCAGUGGAAAUUUACCCAGUUGGAAGGACUCGAGUGACACUAAAAAAAUCUGGUGUCGUGUUGGAUUUGGUGCCACCACUAACAAAGGUUAACAACCUGAUAUUUGGGCGCACUUGGGUUGAUUCUCCUGGAGAGAUGGUCAUGACGAACCUGACAACUGGAGACAAAGUUGUGCUAUAUUUCCAGCCAUGCGGCUGGUUUGGGGCUGGCCGUUACGAGGUGGAUGGGUAUGUGUACAGUGCAGCGGAAGAACCCAAAAUCAUGAUUACAGGGAAGUGGAACAAGUCCCUGAGUUGCCAACCAUGUGACCAAGAAGGCGAUCCUCUUCCAGGCACGGAGCUGAAGGAGAUCUGGAGAGUUGCUCCUGCCCCACAGGGCGACAAGUAUCAGUACACACACUUCGCACACAAAAUAAACAGCUUCGACACGGCACCUAAGAAGCUGUUGGCAUCUGAUUCACGGCUGAGGCCUGAUAGAUAUGCCCUCGAGAAGGGUGACAUGUCUAAGUCCGGGGCAGAGAAGAGCAGGCUCGAGGAACAACAGAGAGCUGAGAAACGAACUCGAGAGGCCAAGGGCGAGCAAUUUACUCCUAGAUGGUUCAACCUGACAGAUGUGGUCUCCCCUACACCGUGGGGUGACCUGGAAAUUUAUGAAUACAACGGCAAAUACACAGAGCACCGGGCUGCCAUAGACCGCUCCGAUGUCACCGACGAGACAGAUGUCACUUCAGUCAAGUUCAGCCCAUGGCAAUAUGGUAGCUCAUCUUCCCAAUGAUUCUCCGUGGCCAGAAGCCGCCAUGCCUACGCGCAUUGUGUAAAACACUUCCAGGCCUGGCUUUGCUGGUUUGUUGUGCCAUCAGCGGUUUCCUUGCCCUUGUAGUAUUGUGGCCUUCCCCCUUUUUUCCCUUAAAUGCUACAGUUAUUCAGGAAGUGGUGUAGUCCGUGUACUGUCGCAAGUCUAGCGAGAUUGCAGAGUUUUGUUGAACCGUUGUGCUGUUGUAUUUAUGCGAGAUAACUGAUAACCGAA